This is a messenger RNA of Carassius auratus (goldfish), 802 nucleotides long. Its product is annotated as Golgi-associated plant pathogenesis-related protein 1-like. Lineage: Eukaryota; Metazoa; Chordata; Actinopteri; Cypriniformes; Cyprinidae. The record is from RefSeq and is a predicted model, not a curated record. The transcript is spliced from 5 exons. The coding region runs from base 150 to 602 and encodes 150 amino acids. Gene Ontology annotation, cellular component: extracellular region.
GUCUAUGGAAAAAAGGAGGCGGAGGAGAAGAUACAGACAACGGUAUAUAUAUACUUCAUCUGUACGCAGAGCUUUAAACUACUAGCUGAAGACCGUCUGAGAAAACAACUUACAGCUUACAGCUCUAAGAGAAGCUUACUUUGGAAACAAUGGCAGAUGAGAGCUUUAAGAAGGAGUUUUUGGAGGCUCAUAAUCAGUACAGGAAGCAGCAUCAAGCCCCAGAGCUGAAGUACAGUGUGGAGCUGUGCAGCGCUGCUCAGAAGUGGGCAGAUCACCUGCUGAACAUCAAAAAACUGGCCCACAGUGACACGAAAAACGGGGAGAAUGUGUUUUUUUCCUUCAGCUCUGUCAAAAAGACACCCAAAGGGAAGGAGGCUGUAGACAGUUGGUACAGUGAGAUCAAGGAUUACAACUUCAGAUCACCAGGAUUUCAGUCCAACACAGGUCAUUUCACCCAGGUUGUGUGGAAGUCAUCCACAGAGCUCGGAGUAGGGCUGGCUACCGAUGGAAACACAGUUUUUGUCGUUGGUCAAUACAAACCUGCUGGAAAUAUGACCAAUGCUGGUUACUUUGAGAAAAAUGUUCUUCCUAAAAAUAAAUAAUGAUUGAUGAAUCCUAUAAGGAAAGAAAACAAUCAUUGUCUAUUGCUAAAUGUAAACAAUUUAUAAUUUAGCGGAUGCUUUUAAUUCAAAAUGACUUACAGUACAUCACCAUAACAGUUUAAAUGUGAAGAAUAGUCCUACUGUAUAACACCAUUGUGACCAAAUCCUGUGUCUAAUAAAAAUGGAUCAUUGACUCAUAA